CCCAAAAAAUCCCUCCCUAUUAUAUAGAAUAAUAGAAUAUGGAAUUUCUAGGAGCAUUCUCUAAUAAUAUAGAAUUGGAUUGCUUCAAAAUGUUUUCAACUGAAAAAGAGCAUGAUUUCACUUACACUACUACUACUUCACAAUUAUUUCUAGAUCAACGUUCAUCACUUCUUGUAGGAGAAGAUGAUGAAUUGAACUUUGGAUUAGUACAAUCCACAAUUUCCUCCAAUCUUAUUAGUGAUGAAAAUGAGCAUUAUUUGUUUCAUUCUUUAGAUGCUAAUCCCAACACAAAAAUGUUGCAUUAUAAGUCACAAGAAGAGAGUAGUUACAAUAGCAGCAAUUUGAGUGGUGGUGACACUAAUUUCUUCAAUGCCAACAUGGAUCUUACAACAAACUACUACUAUUCUAGUAAUUACCAUGAUGAUCAUGUGCUAGCAAAUGAUGUUUCUAUAUCCAUGGAGUUAUGUAUGGAGGAGAAGAAUCUUGCAUGUUUUGCUCCAUCAAUGGAAGACAAUGAUGAUCAUGGAUUAUUGGAGAAUUAUGAUCAUUAUCAAUGUCAUCAAAUGGAAAAUGUUGAUGUUGUGCAGCUCAAGAGGAAGAUUGUUGAAGUACCAGAAUUGGAUGUGUCUGCUGAUGAAAACAAUACAAGUAACGGAUAUAAGAAUCAAAAGAAAAAAAUUUUCGUCGCGAAAGAUGAGCAAGAUUGCAUGAAAAAUGAAAAGUCUAGGAAGAGAAAAGUUGUUAGAAAUGGGAAUGAAGGAGAAGAGAGAAAUAAUAAUGUAGGGUUAGAUGGACAGAGCUCAAGUAGUAACAUUAACAUAUGUGAGGAUGACAAUGCUUCUGAAGAAAACAAUGGAGGGGUAACUUCGGUAUCUCACUCAAAUGGGAAAACAAGAACCAUUAGAGGAACAGCAGCAGAUCCCCAGAGUCUCUAUGCAAGGAAAAGAAGAGAAAGGAUAAAUGCGCGAUUAAGAAUUUUGCAGAGUCUUGUUCCAAAUGGAACAAAGGUUGAUAUAAGUACAAUGCUUGAAGAGGCAGUUAAUUACGUAAAAUUUUUGCAGCUCCAAAUCAAGCUUUUAAGCUCUGAUGAUCUAUGGAUGUAUGCUCCUCUUGCUUAUAAUGGACUUGACAUUGGACUCAAACUCAAUAACCUCAAGAAUUUUUCACCAUCACCAUGAUAUUAAAAAAUAAUUGCAUAGAAAACUAUAUAGAAAAAUUGAGCAAUAUAUAUAUAUAUGUAUGUAUGUGUUACAAAUUUAAUUUGUUAUUGUU
This is a messenger RNA of Arachis ipaensis, 1272 nucleotides long. RefSeq lists its product as uncharacterized. Gene Ontology annotation, molecular function: DNA-binding transcription factor activity; protein dimerization activity. Gene Ontology annotation, biological process: regulation of DNA-templated transcription. Lineage: Eukaryota; Viridiplantae; Streptophyta; Magnoliopsida; Fabales; Fabaceae. The record is from RefSeq and is a predicted model, not a curated record.